Messenger RNA from Geodia barretti, 261 nucleotides. The record is from the annotation of a GenBank genome assembly. NCBI's taxonomy places the organism in Eukaryota, Metazoa, Porifera, Demospongiae, Tetractinellida, Geodiidae.
AUGCACGCGGCCGACUUCCUGCGCCAUCGCCUGGGCUGGACCGGCACCCACGUCGGUUGCGAGCAGGGCGUCUGCGGCAUGUGCACGAUCCUGGUCGACGGUGCCGCGAUCAAGUCCUGCCUGAUGCUCGCCGUGCAGCUGGACGGCACGGACGUGCAAACGGUCGAAUCCCUGGCCGAGGACGACCGCCUGACGACGCGCAAGACGCCUUCAAGCGGCACCACGCGCUGCAAUGCGGCUACUGCACGCCGGGCUUCCUGA